AAAUCUAUUUUUUUAAAUUUUUCUACACCUGUAGUUUAAGUUACGUUUAAAAAAAAACUCCAGCAAUGAAACAAUCAUUAAUUUCAAUAAUUUACGUACUUUUGUUGGUAAUAAUUAUAAUUCUGAGUGUAAAUUGUGAUAGAAAAAUUCCAAACUAUCUAGAGGAAUGCUACACAAAUAAGACAUUAAGUGGACCACGUUUACCGAUGACUUUAAAUGUCUUGAUAGACAUAUUUCGUAAAGUGGAAAUUUUCACCCAGACAUCAGUUGACCUGAGGCUGAUGGUAACUUCAAUGUUGCACAGAUUCAAAUUCGAUGGGAUUGAGUAUCAUGAAGUGAAAUCGAGUUAUGAAAUUUUGCCAUUCAGCGGCACGGGAAACCAGCGAAUUAAAAAUCAAGUAGUAAACGAAUUUAUUCCUGGUAACCCAUAUAUUUUUCCAGUGGAAGCUUUGAGUUUGAUUGAACGAUGCACUUUACAUCGUGCGAUUUCUAAUACUGUUGCUGAUCACAAUCAGCCGGAUAGCAAACUGUGUACUGAUAGACCGACUGAAAAAAUUUAUGCAAAAUCAUCAGGAAGAAAUAAAAAAUUAUGCCCAUUAGAAGAAGGGAUUAUUUUAACUGAAUUCGGUACAGUGGCACCUGGUACACUGAUAGCAGCAAUCGCAGCAGCGCUCCAGCAUCAAAAUGUUGCUGUUAAAUUAUUGUAUGACUCAAUACAAAAUGAUGAACAUGAUUUUAAUGAUUAUGAAGUCGAUUUUGUUAUACCAAAACAUGAAAUUUCUCUGAAUAAAUCAAUGUGGUUCAGUAGUUUAUCGAAGUCAAAUGCUCGAGUUGAUAAUAUUUGGCUGGCGACAAUAGCGGGCGAGUUGGCUGAACUAGUGGUUUAUCAAGGCCCAAUAAAAGCCGACAAGAUGUCAUUAGGGUCGAGUGGAUUUUGGGACAGCACAAUGAGACCAAUGUUAUUUUUUUUACUCAAUAAGGAUGACAGUUAUGAUGUUACUAGAGCUGAGAUCGUUGGUGCAGUUGAUGGUUUUAUAAUCGCCAACAGUUUAAAAACAUGGAUGAGUCAUUUCAGUAAUUUGCGUCUCAGUCAAAUUUUUGAUAUUUAUUACUCUUCAAAAGGCGCAUUUUUUGAUUCAGACAUCGCAGCAUGUGAACGUGGUAAAGUUUUUUGGUACCACGGCUCCCGCCAAAUGUUAAAAGAACAAACAUACGCAGUGUCGCAAGUAUUAGCGUAUAAAAAAAGUGUGUCGUACAUGACUGACGAUGCACUUGACAUGAUGGUCAAUUACGCAGUAAAUAAGUUUACUAAUUACGUAAAUAAUAAUUUAUUUACUGAACUUCGUUGCCAUAAAGAAAAGAAGUAUCCAAAUGUCGAAAUAUUCGUUGCGUUUGAUGGUUCCUGGUCUCAGGAAUAUACUCAAGAUUUUUUAUCAGUAUUGAUAGAAGAUUUAAACGUAUCAAUAUACGGUUCUAAAAUCGGGAUACUCGAUGGCAAUACAGGAAAGUGGAUAUUAAAUACAACGAACAGUUCGUCGACGGCAUACGAAAUAAUUUAUCAGCUAAACUCGUCAAUAAGCUGGCCGACGAAUUUAAAUUUAUCGAUAACACUAGACAGCAUCGAUGGUUAUUUGACAAAAAUGUGGGACAAAAAAUCAGCGAGUCAUCAAAUAGGAACUCUGGGCCAAGUGAUUUUAUUUCUGGCCCCUCGGACAAUCGUCCAAUCAAGCAGAGAAAUAAAAUCGUCAUUGAAUAAAUUGAAGCAGAACCACCCGGAUGUAAAUAUCAUUUACUACGUGUCCAAAGAAAAUUUACAGGGUUUCAAAGACUUAUUGAUUACUCCCGAAGAUUAUUUGAUUGACACCGCGGGUGUUGAUGACAUUGUCAACUAUGUUAUGACAAUUCCCCGGAGUCUGAGGCGCAGUUGCAGUAAAAAUGACAGCAGCCCUCGGGAUCAGGUCGAGGAUUACGUAAGACCGCGGGAGUCGAUAAUCUACCGCUUGGAUGCUCAGUGGAGACGAAAUACCCAAAGGAUUUCUAUGUCUGUGGUGUCAGUUGGCUACGGCAGCUUUGAAGUCUGCUGGUGGACGCAGUUGGAGGGAAAUAUCAUCAAAAAUAAAUUCGACUGUCGCGAGUUAUCUCGACACAUGGAAUUUAUAAUAAAUGAUACUCAGGAUUGUAGAGACAGAAGUAUCAAUUGUCCAGCGAUUUAUUAUCAGAUUCGCGGGCUGAGUUCGUCUAAAAAAUGCGCGGAAAUCGAAUGCCGAACACCGGAAUAUAUAAGAUAUAUAUUAAGACUCAGUAGUCAAUGUUCUCAUGCUCCAGUACUGUCUUAUAAUUUAUUUUUAUUAUUAUUAAUUAGUAUUAAUUAUGUACUAAGUUGACUUACUGAAGAUUCGAUGAAAUAUUUUGUACGAAAAUUUUAAUUUAUAUUUAAUACUGUACUAAAGUACAAAG
Molecule: messenger RNA, 2457 nt
Organism: Microplitis demolitor
Lineage: Eukaryota; Metazoa; Arthropoda; Insecta; Hymenoptera; Braconidae
Exons: 7
Coding region: 66-2384 (772 amino acids)
Source: RefSeq, a predicted model, not a curated record